UUUCCCCAUCAGGUGAUCAAUCAACCGCCCGCGUUUUUGGGAUAUCAUUACUCGAACUUCAACGCGCCGAUUCGUUUUCAAUUAACUCAAAAUGCAGAGAGGGAUACCGGGGAUGCAACCCACUGUGAUUCUGUUGAAAGAGGGCACAGACACAUCGCAGGGAAAGGGUCAGUUGUUAUCGAAUAUCUCUGCAUGCUUGGCGAUUGCAGACACGCUCGCUACAACACUUGGACCACGCGGGAUGGAUAAGCUCAUUGUGAAUGAACGCGGCGAAACUCAAAUAACGAACGACGGCGCGACGAUUAUGAAGCUGCUGGAGAUCGUGCAUCCUGCGGCGAAAACUCUGGUGGAUAUCGCGCGCGCUCAAGAUGCUGAAAUUGGUGACGGGACUACAAGUGUUGUGAUUCUGGCAGCGCACAUGUUGAAGGAGGUGCGCGACUUCGUUGAGGAGGGCGUCAGUCCGCACCUCAUCAUGAAAGGUUUCCGAAUAGCUGCCCAACUGGCGAUUGAUCGGAUGCGUGAAAUUCAAGUCAAAGUCGACAAGUCUAACACCGAACAAUUCCGCUCGCUUCUUCUGAAGUGUGCAUCCACAUCUAUGUCUUCAAAACUGAUUCAUUCACAAAAACCAUUCUUUUCGAACAUGGUCGUUGAUGCAGUGUUGAGCCUUGAUCAAGAUGAACUAGAUGAAUCGCUGAUCGGUGUGAAGAAAAUACCAGGGGGUGGCAUGCAGGACUCCCAAUUGAUCCGUGGGGUCUCAUUCAAAAAAACGUUCACCUAUGCAGGUGCUGAACAGCAACCAAAAUCAUUCAAGAAGCCCCUCAUUCUGUGCCUGAAUGUCGAGCUUGAGCUCAAAGCUGAAAAGGAUAAUGCGGAAGUACGCAUCGAACAAGUUUCUGACUAUCAGGCCAUUGUCGACGCAGAGUGGACUAUAAUUUUCCGCAAGCUGGAGCUCAUUCAUAAAACUGGUGCUCAAAUUGUCCUCUCAAAGCUUCCGAUUGGCGAUCUCGCCACCCAGUGGUUCGCUGAUAGAGGAAUUUUCUGUGCUGGCCGUGUUCCAGCGGGCGAUCUCAAGCGGGUGGUGCAAGCAGUCGGAGGAAGUAUUCAGAGUACAUGCUCGGAUAUCGAGCGCAAGCACCUUGGAACAUGUGGGAGGUUCGAGGAGCGACAGAUUGGGAAUGAAAGGUAUAACAAUUUCGAGGAGUGCCCGCAGGCAAAAACAUGCACAUUGUUGCUCCGAGGAGGCGCAGAUCAAUUUAUUGAAGAAGUCGAGCGCAGUUUACACGACGCUAUCAUGGUUGUGAAAAGGGCCAUUAAAAAUAGUGAAAUCGUCGCAGGAGGCGGUGCUGUAGAGAUGGAUCUCUCGGCUCAUAUUCGGAAUCAUGCUCGAACUAUUCCAGGAAAAAUCCAGCUAAUUCUGACCGCAUAUGCUCGUGCCCUGGAAAUUAUUCCUCGCCAGAUAUGUGACAACGCUGGUCUGGAUUCCACUGACAUCCUCAAUCGCCUUCGCCAGCGGCAUGCUAUGGGAGAGACUUGGGCGGGGAUAGAUGUUGAAGGUGAAGGAGUGCGAGACAAUCUGGCAGCAUUUGUGUGGGAGCCGAGUCUGGUGAAGUCAAAUGCGAUAGGGAGUGCGACUGAGGCCGCAUGCUUGAUACUGAGCAUUGACGAAACAGUCAAAAACCCACAGAGUGAAGCGCAAAAUCCCGGCCCGCAGGUUUCACAGCAACAGGCAGCGCGUGCUUUACGUGGACGGGGGCGAGGCAUUCCCAGGCGGUGAUCGAUGCGAAGGUAUUCGCGCUUGCAUAUCGCAUCUGUAUACCUAUCUUUCAGUACAG
Molecule: messenger RNA, 1832 nt
Organism: Cantharellus anzutake
Lineage: Eukaryota; Fungi; Basidiomycota; Agaricomycetes; Cantharellales; Hydnaceae
Product: chaperonin Cpn60/TCP-1 family
Exons: 7
Coding region: 92-1774 (560 amino acids)
Biological process (GO): protein folding
Cellular component (GO): chaperonin-containing T-complex
Molecular function (GO): ATP-dependent protein folding chaperone; ATP hydrolysis activity; ATP binding
Source: RefSeq, a predicted model, not a curated record